Sclerotinia trifoliorum is the source of this 1787-nucleotide messenger RNA. The record is from the annotation of a GenBank genome assembly. Lineage: Eukaryota; Fungi; Ascomycota; Leotiomycetes; Helotiales; Sclerotiniaceae.
AAUCUCCAAAUCUCCAAAAGCUCUGACGUGAACCUUCUCCUUGAGUGAAAUUUGGUUGGUUUUACUUUCCAUGAGGGAGGUAGCUUUCUAUUUAGCUUUCUAUAGAAUACUCUCACAUAACUUCAAACUCCCACACCCCAAACAGAAUAAAUAAUCUUACAUAACGCAGUGUUCUUUGAAUGUCUAAAUAAGUUUCAUAGAUUGAAAUUUGACCAUACAUCUAUAAGUAAGAGAUCUCGCCCACCCAACCCAUUCUGAUUCUAACAGCAAGUGAACAGUCACAUCAACUUCAAUUUUGCACAUUUCACCACUCAUCCAACACUCAUACCUACCCCGCCACUCUCUGUAGCUACCUUGAAAGCUAUCCACCACCAGUCGAAAUGGCAGCACGCCGUAUCGCCAAGGUUUGCAACUACGAUUCCCGAGUCUGAUCACAAGUAGAGCAUGGUCUGACAGAAGAUGUAUUUAGGAGUUUAAAGAAGUGACGGAAAACCCCAUCCCAGGAAUCAGCACAUCCUUGUUGAAGGAGGAAGAUUUACAUCAAUGGAAAGUCGAGAUGGAAGGUCCUGCAAACACACCAUAUGCCGUACGAUUCUUUUCUACUUGAACGGUCCCCUCCUUCUUAUUACUAACGCUUGCACACCAGGGCGGCUUAUUCAUCCUCCACGUCGCCCUCCCCAAAGACUAUCCUUUCAAACCACCCAUUGUCAAUUUUGUAACUCGCAUCUACCACCCCAACGUUACCUACGAUGAGAAGGGAUCAAUUUGCGUGGAUGAGUUGAAGCAAGACAAGUGGAAGCCUAGUGGAAAGAUCACGGCCAUUCUGGGAGCCAUCAGAAACCUUUUGAUCCAGCCAAAUCCAGAUGACCCAUUGGAGAAUGCGAUUGCGGAAAAAUUGAAGACGGAUACAGAGGGCUUUGCGAAGGAGGCAAGGGAAAACACAAAGAAGUAUGCUAUGAAUAAAUGAAUAGUGUAAACCACGAGAAGCAUAUGGAAGUUGAUGGAGGGAAGGUUGGAGGUUGAACAUUGGACGAUCCCGGGUAACGAAAAUGAUGUGAUAUGAAGUUAUGGAUGGACACAUGACGAUGAACGACAGCACUUUCACCAGCGAAAUGAAUGGCAUUGGCGUUUAGGGUGCACAGAAGAAAUUACUUUUUACGUUAUCAGAGAUCAGACAGCAAAGAAAUCAGGAAUAAAUAUGCAUUGCUUUUCCGGGGAAGACGGUUGCAUGCCCUGGACGUGGGUGAUAUGAAAUAUUUGCUGUAAUGGAUCCCCUCGGAACUCUGACACGAAGAGCGAAUAAUUUGUAAAUUAACAAGUCAGACUAUUUCCCAAGCUCUUUGCUUCUUUGUUUCUUCGUUUCUUCGUUCUGUUGCUUUUUAAUUCAUCACGAUGGUUAACUCCACCUCUUUCGGGAUAAUAUCACGAAUUGACCGAUGCGGAAAGAAAUAAACGCUCAUGCCUCCUUACUCCUCUAGCAUCAAGACGGCGUGCAAAAGGGAGAGAACUAGAGGGGAAAAGUGACGCGAGGGUUAAGCCUUAUGCAAGAGAAAGAGGGAGAGAAACAGUUAUAAAGACGUUGAUGAAGCAGAAGGCUUUGGAAGAGUAUUUUAUCAGUUAUCAUAUCAUGUAUUGAGUGGUAGCAGGAAGGUUAUGGGUGAUGGACGAUGGACGAUGGAUGACAUUGGUAUGAGCUUCAUAGUUUCGGUUCAACGUCUGUAAGAGAUUGAUUGGAAUGAUGGGAAUGAUGGGAAUGAUUGGAAUGGGAUCAGGUACCAACGUUGUUC